AUGGUCGCGUACACUGAGGACCGUUUCGCACUUGCAUUCAACAAGCUACAUUCACGCCCCGGUGACGCUACCAACCCUCACAACUUACAAACCAUUCGACUAGUCGUAAAAGGCAAUACACUCCUUACGCAUUACAGCUAUCACCUCAUAUCACCAGUGCUAUCUAAGUGCGUUGAUGGCAAGCUCAAGAAGCUAGCAGACGGCAAGCUGAGCGACGAAGAGAGGAACAAACUACCCUACAAGAUUAACAGUACGGAGAAGCUUCUCAAGAACGCGCUACUGGGCAUUCGUGGAGUGGAGCAGGUUUCUAUCGAGAGCAAAGGAAAAGGAACAGUUGAAGCAGACUUCGUGGCCACUAUCAAAGCUACACUUAUACAGCCUCCAGGGACUGCUAUCGUGGAAGUGAGCGAUGAAGAGUCGGAGUUUUCUACACAUACAUUGAAUAGGCUUGGACUAAUUUAUUCGCAAGCGUAUUCUGGGGACGCACUGAAACCAUACGAUGCUCUGAUUCCACCAGAAGUAGAGCUGGUGGAUGAUUCGGAAGGCUCUGAAGAUGAUGCGCAGGCCGCUGCUCUUAUGAAACUGCGUGAACCUGUCACACGUAGGCCGAAGGAGGACGUUCCCAUCGUAAUAUCUGGGCCGCGAAUGCGCGGAACGAUGGCCAAGCAGGCUGAAGAAGUGGGAGAGAACGAAGAUGAAGAUGAAGACGACGACGAAGACAGCAGUUUGGGGCUCAGGGAGAUGGUUCGAACUCACAAGCAGAAGGUGCGACCUGGGGAUGUAGAUUCUGAUAUGCUCAAUGCGGAAGUGAUGCCAGUCGUCCUGACGGCGAGGGAAGAAGCGGUCGAGUUAGGCUGGAAGGUGUAA
Messenger RNA from Alternaria rosae, 867 nucleotides. RefSeq lists its product as uncharacterized. Bases 1 to 867 code for a protein of 288 amino acids. Lineage: Eukaryota; Fungi; Ascomycota; Dothideomycetes; Pleosporales; Pleosporaceae. The transcript has a single exon. The record is from RefSeq and is a predicted model, not a curated record.